AUGUGGAAACGAACGUCGCCAGCAAAGUCCGAAACUCAAGGCAUGGAAAGCAAACCCGCUACGAAAGCAGUGGAAGAGGCCCGUGGUUUAGUAUUGAAAGGCAGACACUAUGCAAGCGCCAUUCUAUUGGCGGAUGACAUGGACCACCCGUUGCUAGUGCCGCUUCCCUUCAAAGAAGGCGUAUGGGAAGCCCAAACGAUCCAAGAUCUGGAGAUAGAAAUAUACAUCGGAACAGGGCGCCCGGCCCCGUCUCAUGUUCUGAAGUUGGAAAUCGACAGCGACUACUGGGCAAUAGCCUGUCACGCGACCAACCCAUUCAGGCCACUAAACAUGCUUGCUCAGAGGCUGGUCAAAGGGACGUAUGUAAGGGGACAUCUUCUCGUCAUAACGUUGGAGAAGGAGACGGGCAACGUCUUCUGUGCCGAGGUCUCUAUGCGCAAAGAAAUCAACGUCGCAUUGGCAAGGGUCCUGGGAGUUCAAAAAGCGGAAAUGGACGCGUUGCAGGCCGACGAAGGAAUGCCUGACGUCGUAGAUGGAUACGUCAUGGGACUUUGGCGAUACCCUCAACUUCGCCAGACACGUACGACUCUAAACGCUAGCGAAGGACAGACAUGGCAGAAGAAUCUCAAGGCAUGUCUGCUUGGACCAGGCGAGCUAUCAGAGAAAGACUUGGGAUCAAGUCUAGUAGGCGCAUAUUUUCUACCUCCAGAUGCAGAAGAAGCUGCCGUGGUAGCCCUGUAUGUUAAGCGAUACUGUGCCCCUUGCGAGGGGUUCAAUAAACUUGACCUAGAACCGUGGAUGGGAGAAGCGGGGGAGAUAACGGUCCUGCCAGUGGACCUACCUGGGGAAAAGGGUCGCAGACGGACGGCUCACAUCAUCGCUUCAGCAUAUGCAUCUGUCAACGAUGUCAACCCAACGCUCAGAAGGUUGGCGCCGGAUAGCGUUCAAGAUUACGUCGCACUGCGUGGGCCAUGUGUUGUGGUUGUCACCAAUGCUGUUGGAGAACUCUUGCGGCUGGAACAGACAGACUUCACGUUGUUUGCGCAAGCAUUUCGAAGGCUGGUCUGGGAUCUCGUUACGACAGAGCGAGCGACUCUGGCACGGCGAGCACUGACAGGAGUUCAGGUUUUCGCCGACAAGGGGGUUAUCCCUGGUAAUGUCUCCACCGACGUUAUCAGAAGGGUAGCAGUUGAGAUUGAAUGCGAACGUUUAGAAUGGGCGACUGGCGUUCUCCUCCCAAAAGAGGGUUCGGUAGCGUCGAUGGUUCCUGUGCCAUUUCAACGGGGCCCACCUCCACAUGUGGGAGCCAUGUCGGCCAGGGUGGAUCUUUAUCUUGACCAGCCUUCGUUUGACAACGACUGGUCAAAGGUCACCUUCAGAUUCACUUCGUCGUUAUCAGGAGAAGAGACAGAAUGUACAGUUUUUGGGAACUAUCGAUACAACGUCUCCGAUAACCCUAUGUUAAAUUCGAUGCUCGGGUCCAGCUAUGAUACCUUCAUUCGUAUCAACGGGCCAAUGUUGUUGGUUGCGGUCAGCAAAGACGGUUCCCUCAAAGACUUAGCGAAGGAGGACGUACCAGUUCUUUGCGAGGGAAUGAUAAGGGAAAUGCUACGGCACUUGGAGGAGAGGGUGAUCUCACCAGACAUUGUCACCAUACCGGUGAUUGAACAACACAUGACAUCGCGCGCAGCAAACAACCCAGAAGACUUCAACCGCCUGCGUUCUGAUACAGAACUGCGACAUUGCGACGCAAUAUGGGACGCUUGGGUGGAAGAAUGGCAAACGACGAACCUACACGGCGUUCCAAGAACGUGUGGAACAUGCAGCGACGCAGACUCCUGUGCACCAGUUAAGGGCAUGUUCAGCUGUGUAGGAUGCCAUAUAACGGGAGCAGAAUGCGGGUUCAUGGAUAGAUGUUUCAAGGGAAAACGGACUGCGGUUGGCGACGGCGAUGUCGAUGCUAGUUCCGUAUGGGAAGGUAACACUCGUCAGCUCUGGGACCGUCUGCAAGCUAACGAAUUAUCAGGUCUCAAGAAACUAGAAACAAUCGUGCGCAAAAUUGAAACGCUGGGAUGCGGAGAUGGGGCAGCCGUUGAAGCGAUAGGAGAUCUCGACUCUAUCUGCCGAAGAAUUACUUCCAGUUGGGCGAAAGUCAGGGGCGCUCAGGCGAACGAAAAGAUUGAGAGCGCCCGAAGGGGAUACGUUCUCGACGAAAUCCAAUAUAUCCUCGACGAGGCGCGAGAAGUUCGAAAUGGAUCGGAGUGGGACACAGAACUGGUAGAGAGAAAAAGUAUCGAAUGGACGAUGGAGGGGGCUGAAUUCGCUUAUACUCGAUCAGGCGCGGCUGCGACUUUGCAUCGCAGUGUCACUGGGCCGCGUACGAAGGGCCUUCUCCGACGAAGGAACAGGAGAGCCGUAUCCCUUAUCACCCUGGACAAAGGGAAUGGCAACGAGGGCGGAAGCCAUAAUGGAGCAGGAUAUGGAAGGAGUGCGGGUGGAAGCAUUAUUGCUUCCCCCAGACAGCGCAGUACCGGUUUCGGUGUCACUGUUUACGAAGAAGUGGCCGGCUGGUUAGGAGACGAAACGACAACCAUGAAUCUCUGCAUCAAGCCUGCGCGAGACCCCGAGAGAAGGAGGAAUUUCGUGAUAAUAGCCCAACGCGAUGUCGAUGUUAAGUUCCCAAAAAACCCGUCCCUAAUCCAGCUCCUGCCUCGCACAUUCCAGCCAUUCGUCGCUGUCUCGGGCCCAUGCCUAGUGGUGGUUACGAACGCCAUAGGUUGGAUUGUGGACGCGCAACCCGAGGAUUUCCAGUCCUUCGCAGAGGGAUAUAUAAGUCACGUAGUCCAGAAAGCAGGGGAGGAACAGGCGAGGCGGAUGAAAUGGAUGAUGACGGAUGAGUUGUCGCUUGAGGUGGAAGACAAGAAACUUAGGCAAUCCAUUACCUGGGCGAAAGAAGCUAUUGAGGGAGACCGAAUGGAAAGUGUGUUAGGACUUCUCCUACACGAGAACAUCGCGCGUCCCAUCAUAGUUCCGGUUCCUAUUCGUGGCGAAAAAACGGUUAUGCAAGGCCUUGGAGGGAUUGGGAUAACACAUUACCUACCUUCCCCAUCGACGUCUACGAUGUGGGAAGCUGAAGAGUUUCCACUGGAAGGGGUGGGCAGUGGUGAGGAGGAGCGGGUUUUAGCUGUGGGAUGGUAUUCCAUCAAGGUAACGACAUCCGUCGAUCACAAGUCCGAGUCGAGGAUUCUUACGAAGCUUUACGUACAGGGACGAGCAAACCCCACCCUCAAUCGGUUGCUGGGCCAGGGGACCGAGUUCACUGGACAUCGGGGUCCUUUGUUAUUGUUGAGGGUUAACGAGCGGGAGGACCUGUUGGACAUCAGCAGCAUUCAUGUCCCGAGAGUGUUGCAUGGCUUGGCUCGGUAUGAUUCGUUGGACUCACCGUGGUAG
Messenger RNA from Coprinopsis cinerea okayama7#130, 3450 nucleotides. RefSeq lists its product as hypothetical. The transcript is spliced from 18 exons. The record is from RefSeq and is a predicted model, not a curated record. NCBI's taxonomy places the organism in Eukaryota, Fungi, Basidiomycota, Agaricomycetes, Agaricales, Psathyrellaceae. The coding region runs from base 1 to 3450 and encodes 1149 amino acids.